AUGACUUCGAGGCCAACAUACAGCGAACAGCAAUUGGAAUUGUAUCUGGAGCGCAUCGGAUACUCAACCUCUGGAGGCCGUCUCCAAAAUCUUCGUCAGAACAUCGACCAAGAUGCUCUUGGCACACUAGGUGAACUCCAAAGGCGUCAUAUCGCUGCUAUUCCUUGGGGCAACUCAGCAUUGCAUUAUUCGCAGCACCAUACCAACUCUCUCAACCCGAAAUGGAUGUUUGAGAAGAUGGUAAGCCGGCGGCAUGAUGGGUACUGCAUGGAAAGCACUGGCAUGUUUCUGAUUGUCUUGCGAUCGCUGGGGUAUACCGUCUACCCCACAGCGGGCAGAGUCAGUCAUGCAGCAGUCAAAGGUGUGGACGAUGGGCUUUACCUGGCAUUUAAUCAUAUGGUCUUGAUCGUAUGCAUCCAAGGCGAGAAGUAUAUGGCUGACGUCGGCUUUGGAAACAACUGUGCCACUUCUCCGCUGCCGCUACAAGAGUUUGCUACUGCUGCGUUCAUCGCGCCCUCCGAGAUGCGGUUGGUCAAGGAGAGUAUCGCCGAGUUCGAGAAUCCAAGCCAGAAAGUUUGGAUUUAUCAAGUGAGAUACAACCCCGAUAGCGCCUGGCUGCCCCAGUUCUGCUUUUCCGACAUCGAGUUCCUGCCGCAGGAUUUCGAGGUCAUGAACUUCUCCGUCAGCCAAAGCCGAACUAGCAUGUUUAUCAAAACUGUGAUCUGCACGCGGAUGCUCCUGAGCCUAGAUGGAUCGGAGGUCAAGGGCCAGUGUGUGAUGGCGGGACGCGAGGUCAAACGGAGAAUACGUGGGCAGACCGAGGUCCUGGAGACUUUGCAGUCGGAAGGGGAUCGCGUCGCAGCAUUGGCGAAGUACUUUGACAUGCACUUCCACGAGGAUGAAAUCCAAGGAAUUCAAGGCAUGACCUCGGAGAUCAUUUGA
Molecule: messenger RNA, 942 nt
Organism: Penicillium olsonii
Lineage: Eukaryota; Fungi; Ascomycota; Eurotiomycetes; Eurotiales; Aspergillaceae
Source: the annotation of a GenBank genome assembly